AUGACUCGGAGGCGCGAUCCCGAUCUGAUCAAAGCCUGCAUCGAGCGAAAUGUAAAGGCUUCGCUAUACGACACAUUGGACGGGUUCCAAUUUGAACGCUCCAUCCUCAUUCGUCCCGCGGAGUCCGCCCGGCCAGUUUAUGCUUCAUCUGACAUGCCGCUUGGUUUCGACCGGUACCGAUUCGAAGUCUAUGGGGGUAUCGCGAAGAUAGUACAGGUCCGGCUGCUCAAGGCGGGCGAGGUACAAGUGCUCUUCCACGGCGGAUGGACCAGUGUCUCGGAGCUCGUCACGAGCCUUCCAAGGCCCUCCACCGAACGAGAUCUCGCGCCGGCCGGACCAUUGACGUUGGCGGAGAAGACAAGCCUGUGGGAUGACCAGUGGUACUGGUGGCGCAAGAACGGCAAAGCGUUCCACUUCGAGCGCUUGCCUGGGGAGAUACGCGAAGCUGUCUAUGGCGAUACCUUUGGCGACCAUAAGGUCACCCCAUACCCAUUCGCUCGAUGUAGGAGAGUCCCAUUCAGCGUUUCAGCAGCUAUCGCUCAGCGCAAUCCCAGCACAGCACUCAUCAGCGGCGUUUCGAAGCAAAUCUCCGAAGAGGCUCGUCAUAUUCUGUUCAGAGACUGCUGCUUCUGCAUCGAGAAGGCAGGACUCCUCGGCAAGCUCUCGUUCAACAAGGCCCUCGCAAGCCGCAUCACACGCCUCGAACUGAGCCUCAGCCAUCUCGGUUACUUUGCCCUUUUCGGCUUCCACAUUAACGACAUCUACGACUUCGAGCCCAACUGGAGGGCCGUCGGAACCCUCCGCGAAAUGGAGCUAAAGGAGCUCCGCUUGCACAUCCACCGCCCGCAGCGAGCGAGCCCCCACACCCUGACCGACUACGCGUGCCAGAAGAUUGCAUGCGACUGGAUCUUCGAGGCCGCGUUUGACUGGAUCAAGGGCCAUCCCGUCGAGCUCACGGGCUGGAUCAAGACCCGACAGAAGCAAGCGUUCGAGGCGAAGCUCGCGGAGGCCCGCGCCGAGUAUCUCGCAUGGUGCGGCGAGUGGAGUGGGUAUUCGGAAACCACGCUCGUCGAGUGGGACGAGUACGAGUACCAGGAAGAUGGCGGCGUCAUGGUCGAUGGGCGCCAGAAGGCCGAGCUGACAGAGAGCAAAUGGCCGCGCGUUCGCCGUGUCGAGCGAGACGAUCCUAUCUGCUUCUGUGCAGUGUCUUGCGAUAUGGAGAAUUGGACGGCUGAUGAUUGA
Messenger RNA from Lecanosticta acicola, 1242 nucleotides. The record is from the annotation of a GenBank genome assembly. NCBI's taxonomy places the organism in Eukaryota, Fungi, Ascomycota, Dothideomycetes, Mycosphaerellales, Mycosphaerellaceae.